ACAGCAAUAGUUAACUUCGCAGAUUAACGACUGGUAUUAAAACGACAUUACAUGUCUUAACCCUUAAACUAAUCAUUAAUUUUACAUUAGGAAGUGAUUGUCUGAUUAAAUACUUUACUGUUUAGUUGUUUAUUUAAAAGGGCAUGUCAAAAAGCACAAGUUCAUUUAACAGACAGUUUGUAAGCAGCAACCCACAAGCCUCGUCCACACCUGCAGGCCAUAAAUUAAGUCACUCACGACCCUUGCCUUGUUUUGAUCAGUGCACCAAGUCUGAAAAGUUUGAAUUUAAGAAGGCCAACUUUCGCUUUGACUUUAAUACUAAGCCAUGCUCACCUGUUAAAAGUGCACCUCCAGUUAGUAGAGUGUUCGCUUUUCGAAAAUGGGCUCCUGAAAAAGCACAUGCAGUCUCAUUUCGAGCAGGUGAGGACCCACAAGCAGAUUUGGCGUUUCAAAGCAACUUUUAUGAUUCUGAUCGCUCGGAGUUGUACUUUGAGCAAUGUUUCACCAUCGAAAAAAGGCUGGGUGAAGGAUCUUUUGGUGAAGUUAUGCAAGUUAAAAGCCGAGAUAAUUCCAUGCGAUAUGCCGUUAAAAGAUCAAGAGAAAAGUUUCGGAAUGAAUCGGACCGGAAAAGAAAGUUGGACGAAGUUAAAAAGCAUGAACAGUUGCCAAGCCAUCCAAAUUGUGUGAAGUUUAUAAAGGCGUGGGAAGAGAAACAUCGUUUGUAUAUUCAAACUGAACUUUGUGCUACAAGUCUUCAACGUUAUUUAAGCAAACAUUCUCAUGUACCUAUUUAUAAAAUAUACAAGUAUUUGGUGGAUUUAUUAAAGGGCCUUCACCAUAUACAUUCCCAUGGUUUCAUCCAUUUUGAUGUCAAACCAGCAAACAUAUUUCUGUCUUUAGAUGGCACUUGCAAAAUUGGUGACUUUGGCUUAGUUGUAGAGCAAUCUAAAGAGGAUAUUUUAAAUGCAACUGAAGGAGAUAAUAGGUACAUGGCUCUAGAAUUACUGAAUGGAGUUUUUACAAAUAAAGCUGAUGUUUUUAGCCUUGGAAUAGCUUUACUUGAAAUCACAUGUAACCUUGAAUUACCUGUUGGUGGCGUGUCAUGGCAGCUUUUAAGACAAGGUUACAUUCCACAGGAAUGUGUGAAUCAAUUGCCAUUCGAUUUACGAACAAUAAUUCAGUGGUUGAUGACACCAAACUAUGAAGAAAGACCUUCCAUUGUUGAAGUGCUUAACCAUCCUAUUGUGCGUCAACUUGCCAAUCAACACCUGCCUCACUUUGUUACCUAUCACUGUUUAAACUCAAUGUUUCAUUUCUUUUGUAGUUUGCUUUUCUUUACUGCCCUGCUGUUUUUUCGACCAUUAAAGUUGCUGCAAAAGGCCUCGAACAAUCAAACUAGUGCCAAAGCUAAGAAAGAAAGUGUUGCGAACCAAUGGAACUCAAGUAUUUCAAGUGAACAUUAUUGGCUGGAUAAUAACGGCGCUGACGCUGGAAGAUCUUCAGAACUAAAUGAGGAUGUGUUUUGUAUGACACCGAACCUACCAAAGCAUUCAAGACUAACUCCAACACCAAGAAACUCUUCUCCUGUUGCCCAUAGAUACCAUGGAUCAGGUCGUGUAGAAUACUCUCCUGAUUUAAGUCCACUUUCACACAGCAGGUACACCCCUACGCAUAAGUUAUUGGUAAAGGACAUGAGAAGUGAUCCAGAUUUUGAUUAUUAUCCCCUGAAUCUUGAUAAACAAGAGGUGUCUGAAGACUCUUUAGAAGAACUGUAUUCAUCAAAACCUAGGAAUUUAAUUGAUGCUUUGAAUGAAGUGUCCAUGAGUUCUGAUGCUUCUGGCACAGAUUCCGAUCUUUAGGCUAUUUCCUGUGUUUAUAUAUAAAUGCUUUCUGUUAGGUGUAACUGCAACAUGUCACUCUGCAAAUAAAAUUAUCUUCACUAUGUACGAAUAAGUUUAUUUGUUUUUAAAAUAAAUGACAUAAUUUUAUUGUUUAAAUUUCAGAUAGGAGUACAAAAUUAAAUAUUUAAAAUUGUGCUGGUGGUAUUGGAAGUAAAAAAAAGCUAUGAUUGAGGAACAGAAGUAGAAGUAUUAACUGAUGAAUUGAAACAGAAUUAAUUAUGUCAUGAAUGAAAUUACUACUAACUGAAAUGACGAAGUAUAAUAUUGCACAACAAUUACAUACAAGCUACAGCAUAUGUGCUGACUGCUGGGAAGUCAUUA
This is a messenger RNA of Ciona intestinalis (vase tunicate), 2222 nucleotides long. Its product is annotated as membrane-associated tyrosine- and threonine-specific cdc2-inhibitory kinase. Lineage: Eukaryota; Metazoa; Chordata; Ascidiacea; Phlebobranchia; Cionidae. The record is from RefSeq and is a predicted model, not a curated record. Gene Ontology annotation, biological process: negative regulation of G2/MI transition of meiotic cell cycle; meiotic cell cycle; protein phosphorylation. Gene Ontology annotation, cellular component: cytoplasm; nucleus. Gene Ontology annotation, molecular function: protein kinase activity; ATP binding.